Messenger RNA from Balaenoptera acutorostrata (minke whale), 1571 nucleotides. RefSeq names its product solute carrier family 23 member 2-like. Lineage: Eukaryota; Metazoa; Chordata; Mammalia; Artiodactyla; Balaenopteridae. Gene Ontology annotation, cellular component: membrane. The record is from RefSeq and is a predicted model, not a curated record. The transcript has 11 exons. Gene Ontology annotation, molecular function: transmembrane transporter activity. Gene Ontology annotation, biological process: transmembrane transport. The coding region runs from base 1 to 1491 and encodes 496 amino acids.
AUGGUGGCAAGACUCAUUAAGCACUUCCUCACGGCCCUGGGGGGACUCGUGGCAGUUCCACUCAUCCUGGCCAAGGACCUGUGUUUGCAGCAUGACCCCCUGACCCAGAGCUACCUCAUCAGCACCAUUUUCUUUGUCUCUGGCAUUUGCACUCUCCUGCAAGUAUUUUUAGGAGUCAGGCUGCCCAUUCUCCAGGGAGGAACAUUUGCUUUUCUGGCACCCUCCCUGGCCAUGCUGUCCCUUCCCACCUGGAAGUGCCCCACGUGGACACUCAAUGCCAGCCUGGUGAACACCAGCUCCCCUGAAUUCACUGAGGAAUGGCAGAAGAGGAUCCGAGAGGUAUUGGGUUUUAUCAUCCAGGGAAAGAAACUAGUGGCCUUGAAGCAGGCUCUGAAGUUUGGCCAUGCUCCAGGUACCACCAAUCUGGGUGGCCCUGCCGCAGGCUUCCAGGUGCUGAGCCCCACGCUUCCUCUUCAGCUGCAGGGAGCCAUCAUGGUUGCUUCCUGUGUCCAGAUGCUGGUGGGCUUCUCAGGCCUCAUUGGCUUCCUCAUGCGCUUCAUCGGCCCCUUGACCAUUGCUCCGACCAUCUCCCUGGUGGCCCUGCCUCUCUUCGAUUCUGCGGGCAAUGACGCCGGGAUCCACUGGGGGAUUGCCGCCAUGACCAUCUUCCUCAUCGUGCUGUUUUCUCAGUACCUGAAAAACAUCGCGGUGCCUGUGCCUGUUUACGGACGAGAGAAGAAGUGUCACACCUCUAAGUUCUACCUGUUUCAGGUCUUCCCUGUGUUGCUGGCGCUCUGCAUCUCCUGGCUGCUGUGCUUCGUGCUCACAGUCACCAACGCCCUCCCCUCGGCGCCUGCAGCCUACGGGUACCUGGCCCGCACAGACACCAAGGGCGACGUCCUGAGCCAGGCUCCGUGGUUUCACUUCCCUUACCCAGGGCAGUGGGGCCUCCCCACCAUCAGCCUGGCUGGGGUCUUUGGGAUCAUCGCGGGGGUGAUCUCCUCAAUGGUGGAGUCAGUAGGCGAUUAUUAUGCCUGUGCCCGCCUGGUGGGGGCACCACCCCCUCCGAAGCACGCCAUCAACCGAGGCAUCGGCAUCGAGGGCCUGGGCUGCCUGCUGGCCGGGGCCUGGGGUACGGGGAACGGCACCACCUCCUACAGCGAGAAUGUCGGCGCGCUGGGCAUCACCAGGGUAGGGAGCAGGAUGGUGAUUGUCGCUGCGGGCUGCGUGCUGCUCCUGAUGGGCGUAUUUGGGAAGAUCGGGGCUGCGUUUGCCACCAUCCCAACCCCUGUGAUCGGAGGCAUGUUCCUGGUGAUGUUUGGGGUCAUCACUGCCGUGGGGAUUUCCAGUCUUCAGUACGUGGACAUGAACUCGUCCAGAAACCUCUUCAUCUUUGGCUUCUCCAUCUACUGUGGGCUUGCUGUUCCCAACUGGGUGAACAAGAACCCGGAGAGGCUCCACACAGGUGAUUCUCCGUCCUCUAGACUGUGACCACGCCAGGGGCAGAGCAGGGAUUCUCCAGUUGGACCAGGUCAUCCAGGUGCUGCUGACCACGGGCAUGUUUGUUGGUG